This is a messenger RNA of Ixodes scapularis (black-legged tick), 552 nucleotides long. It is a transcript of the gene RpL36A, whose product is annotated as ribosomal protein rpl-36.A. Bases 180 to 497 code for a protein of 105 amino acids. Gene Ontology annotation, cellular component: ribosome; cytosolic large ribosomal subunit. Gene Ontology annotation, molecular function: structural constituent of ribosome. Gene Ontology annotation, biological process: translation. Lineage: Eukaryota; Metazoa; Arthropoda; Arachnida; Ixodida; Ixodidae. The transcript is spliced from 6 exons. The record is from RefSeq and is a predicted model, not a curated record.
GGCGGCGGCGCCUUCGGUGACGUCACGCGUCUCCCCGCCAACCGCCCCCGCUACCGACCAAUCGGAGCGCGGCCGGCUCGCCGUGCGCCCACCAAUCAGCGGGCGCGCGCACGUUUGAAGCAACGGAAGUGACGUCGUAGCAACGCGCCAGCCUCCAUUUCCUUUUGCACAGUGGCAAGAUGGUGAACGUGCCGAAGCAGCGGCGGACCUUUUGCAAGGGAAAGUGCAAGAAGCACACCCUCCACAAGGUGACACAGUAUAAGAAGGGCAAGGAUUCCCUUUACGCCCAAGGAAAGAGGCGUUACGACCGUAAGCAGCAGGGGUACGGCGGACAGACCAAGCCCAUCUUCAGGAAAAAGGCCAAGACCACCAAGAAGAUUGUGCUGCGCAUGGAGUGCACCGAGUGCAAGAACCGCAAGCAGCUGCCCAUCAAGCGCUGCAAGCACUUCGAGAUCGGCGGAGACAAGAAACGCAAGGGACAAAUGAUCCAGUUCUAAUCCACCAGUGUAAAGUAUGCCGACUUGUAAUAAUAAAAAGAAAAACUCCAUCGGA